AUGGUGGCUAGGACGCCGGCGAGCAAGGAGAAGAGACGGGCGGCGGCGGCGGUGGCCGUCAGCCCCUCUGUUGUGAGGGAGACCGUGAAGAAGGUAAAUCCCCUCACCUGUGCCCUCUGCUUGGCUCCUUCUCUGCAAGAAUCUCACCCCGCGGUUUAGGUGGAGAAGUGCGUCGCUCGGCUGCAGGAGCUCCAGUACACGGUCACCGGUGGGAACAAGAUGGUGGCCGGCGCAAGCCUCAGCCCGCGCAGCACAAGAGGGUAUCUACGCACCAGCCUCAGGUGCAAGCAGGAGACCCAGAGGUCAGCGUCACAUCCCGAUCUCUCCGCCGUUAUCUCCCACCCUGCAAUCACUGACGAAGAUCUUGUGUGCUUGCUUACCUGAAGAAUGAAGAAUGCUGCCGCAAGGGGAUCGUCGGCCGGUAGAUUGCCAGAGAAGACCGGCGAGUGGCGGCGGAUGUCUCUGCCGGCGAUGCUGCUGGGGGAGACGAUCAGUGAGGUUCUCCAGGCCAGCCGAUUCGCCAAGGACGUGGUCGUCGUUGCCGCAAAGCCGAGCACUAGAAGGGUGGCCACCGCCACCGCCGUAGCCGUCUCGACGGAUCCCAGGACCCCGGUGGCCGGCCGCCGGAAGUCUGCGGGAGAGAUCACAGAGCUGAGGGCCAGGCGGACGAGGGAGAAGCAGUCUCUGGUGGGAUCGUCGUCCCGAUCGCCGCCAGUCCGGCGGGCACGGGCCCGCAUCAGCUUCAAGCCGGCGUCGCCUCCGAACUGGAGGGAGGGCACCGGGCGGCGGCCGGUGGCCGUCGCCGCCCAGCGGGUCUCCCCUAAGAGCAGGCCGUGGGCGAAGAAGGCAGUGCUCUUCCCCAACCCGGUCUUCUCCUCGCCGUCCUCCCACCACCACAGGUUCUCCAAGACGGGAUCUCCGGUGAUCGCGGCGAGGUUGAGGCAGGGCCCGCCGCAUAAGUUCCUCAUUAAGUCUCCUCCCACGGCGGCGAGGUUGCAGGUGAGGGUGAAGAGCUCGCAGCCGGCGUCGUUGUCUCCGUUGAGGCUUCCAAGCUCUUCAAGACCCAAGAUGGCAGUUGUGGCCAGGCUGAGACGGUCCUUCUCCCCAUCGAGGCUGGCCAGCCGGUUGGUCGCCAUGUCCCCACUGAGAAGUGGGGCUUCAAAAAGAGAAGCAACGCCCAUUGGAGCAAGACGAGGAAGAGGAAGAUCAGCUGCUUGA
This is a messenger RNA of Spirodela intermedia, 1218 nucleotides long. The record is from the annotation of a GenBank genome assembly. NCBI's taxonomy places the organism in Eukaryota, Viridiplantae, Streptophyta, Magnoliopsida, Alismatales, Araceae.